Molecule: messenger RNA, 5510 nt
Organism: Pseudophryne corroboree (corroboree frog)
Lineage: Eukaryota; Metazoa; Chordata; Amphibia; Anura; Myobatrachidae
Gene: USP47
Product: ubiquitin specific peptidase 47
Exons: 29
Coding region: 128-4243 (1371 amino acids)
Biological process (GO): protein deubiquitination
Cellular component (GO): cytosol; nucleus
Molecular function (GO): cysteine-type deubiquitinase activity
Source: RefSeq, a predicted model, not a curated record
AGACUCCCGGCGGCCAUUUCUCCAUUGAUUGCGUCUGCUGCUGGCUGUGAUAUUUACGCUGCGCCCGCCGUGUCUGCGCACCAUGACCCCCGCCUGACGCCGCAUUUCAGCCGCCACCAGCACGGAGAUGGUGCCCGGGGAGGACAGCCACCUCGUACCCACAGAGGGUAUGUUUUGGAGUUGCAGACAGAGUAUCUUUAAUGAGAUGAAGAAGAAAUUUGUGCAGAUAGAAAAUGCUGCUGAUGAACCGAGAGUGCUGUGCAUAGUGCAAGACGUAACCAACUGCAAGACCAUCAACGAGCAGAUCCCCCUGAACCUCCCAGCCUCCACCUCCGUGCGCCAGCUGUUUGAGGACGUGUCCAGCAAAGUGGGCUAUGUGACUGGGACAUUCAGCCUGAAGUGGGGAAAUGGAGACAUGACCGAGCUGGAUCCCAAUCUGGAGCGGUCAUUAGUGGAUGCCGGCUUUGAAGCAGGAAAGAGAAAUUUCCUCCAUUUAACGGAUAAGAAUGGAGAGCAGCCUCAGCUGACAUCGGACGAGUCGGGGACGGCAGACAGCAGUGGCCUUGAUGACAGCACGCAGGAGAAGCUGAUAGGACCUCUCCCAAGAGAUGCUUCCGCUGGCUGCACUAGCGACUAUGUCAGCCAGAACUACUCCUAUUCUACACUCCUCACCAAAUCUGACACCGGUUACGUGGGCUUGGUAAACCAGGCCAUGACAUGCUACCUGAAUAGCCUUCUGCAAACACUGUUCAUGACUCCAGAGUUCCGCAAUGCGCUGUACAAGUGGGCGUUUGAGGACAAGGAAGAGGACCCAGUGACCAGUAUCCCGUACCAGCUGCAGAGGUUAUUUGUUUUGUUACAAACCAGUAAGAAGAGGGCGAUUGAGACGACAGACGUGACCAAGAGCUUUGGCUGGGACAGCAGUGAGGCGUGGCAGCAGCACGAUGUACAGGAGCUGUGCAGGGUCAUGUUUGAUGCUCUGGAGCAGAAAUGGAAACAAACCGAGCAGGCUGACCUUAUAAAUCAGCUGUAUCAGGGAAAGCUGAAGGACUAUGUCAGAUGCUUGGAGUGCGGCUACGAGAGUUGGCGGAUUGAUACAUUUCUGGACAUUCCGCUUGUCAUCCGGCCCUAUGGCUCCAACACAGCGUUCGGUAGCGUGGAAGAAGCGUUGCAUGCGUUCAUUCAGCCUGAGACCCUGGAUGGUCCUAACCAGUACUUCUGCGAGCGCUGUAAGAAGAAGUGUGACGCUAUGAAGGGACUGCGAUUUCUGCACUUCCCUUACCUCCUGACGUUGCAGCUGAAGAGAUUUGACUUUGAUUACACCAGCAUGCACCGAAUCAAGCUGAACGAUCGCAUGACCUUCCUGGACGAGCUGGAUAUGAGCCCGUUUAUUGAUGUUGAAGAUGAGAAGUCCCCUCAGACAGAGAGCUGCACAGACAGCGGGGCAGAGAACGAGGGCAGCUGUCACAGCGACCAGAUGAGCAAUGACUUCUGCACGGAUGAUGUCCUGGACGAAGGCAUCUGCCUGGAGAGUAACAGCAGCGUUGAGAAGCUGAAUAAGUUAUCGGAAAAGAAUUCUUUGUAUGACCUGUUUUCCGUGAUGGUCCAUUCAGGCAGUGCGGCGGGCGGACAUUACUAUGCCUGUAUCAAGUCCUUUGCCGAUGAGCAGUGGUAUAGUUUCAAUGACCAGCACGUCAGCCGGAUAACCCCAGAGGAUAUUAAGAAAACCCAUGGAGGAGCCACAGGAAAUCGAGGUUACUACUCCAGUGCCUUUGCCAGCUCCACCAACGCUUACAUGCUCAUGUACCGCCUGAAGAACCCGGCCAGAAAUGCAAAGUUUCUGGAAUCGAGCGAGUUCCCAGAUCACAUCAAACAUCUGGUGCAGAGAGAGAAGGAGCAGGAAGAGGAGGAGAGGCGGCAGCGGGAGAUUGAGCGCAAUACGUGUAAACUAAAGCUAUACUGCAUGCAUCCUGGCAAACAAAUCCUGAUGGAGAACAAGCUGGAGGUUCACAAGGAUAAGACCAUGAAAGAGGCUUUGGAAAUUGCAUACAAGAUCAUGGACUUGGAAGGUGUGGUCUCGCUGGAUUGCUGCCGGUUAGUGAAAUAUGACGAGGUUCACGACUACUUGGAACGCUCUUACGAGGAUGAAGAAGACCGACCAAUGGGACUCCUGCUUGGGGGUGUUAAGUCCUCAUAUAUGUUCGAUCUGCUAUUGGAAACCAAACGCCCAGAGCAGGUGUUCCAGUCCUAUAAGCCUGGCGAAGUGAUGGUGAAAGUCCACGUAGUGGAUCUGAAGACGGAUACUGUGGCUCCUCCGGUCAGCGUCCGUGCCUAUCUCAGUCAGACCAUCCAGGAGUUCCGGCAGCUAAUCUCUAAGAGCAUAGAUUUGCCAACGGAGCCCAUGCGGGUCGUCCUGGAACGCUGUUACAAUGAUCUUCGUCUUCUCGGCGUGCCCAACAAAACGCUAAAAGCAGAGGGGUUCUUCAGAAGCAAUAAGGUGUUUGUAGAAAGCUCGGACUCCACCGACCACCAGCUGCCCUUUGCAGACUCUCAGCUGUGGAAGCUCCUAGACCGUCACGCCAACACCAUCAGACUGUACGUCACCCUUCCCGAGCACGCGCCAGGAUCCCAGGCUCGUCGCUCCCCCUUCCCGAAGACAUGUGGGAACUCGCACCACCAGGGGGAGUCGUGUGAGCGGUCGGAAGGUAGCAGUAAAUCUGUGGACGCGAUUUUGGAAGAAAGCACUGAGAAGCUGAAGUCCCUGUCACUCCAGCAGCAGGAGGAGGGGGGGAACGGCGACAGCAGUAAGAGUACGGAGGGUAGUGACUUUGAAAAUAUUGACUCUCCGCUGAUUGAUGCCGAUUCCUCAGGGUCAGCCGACAACAGAGAACUCGAGAACCGAAUUCUCCCAGCUGACCCUGAGAACAACUUCCAGUCGGAGGAGCGUUCGGACUCAGACGUUAAUAACGACCGUAGCACCAGCUCUGUGGACAGUGACAUUCUUAGCUCAAGCCAUAGCAGUGACACCCUUUGCAAUGCGGACAAUGCUCCAAUCCCCUUGGCCAAUGGGCUUGAUUCGCACAGCAUCACCAGCAGCCGCAGAUCCAAAGCCAACGAGGGAAAGAAAGAAACGUGGGAUACAGCCGAGGAGGAUUCUGGGACAGACAGCGAGUAUGACGAGAGUGGGAAGAGCCGGGGGGAGGUGCAGUACAUGUAUUUUAAGGCAGAACUACAUGGGGAGGAAGGAUCUGGGGAAGGGCAGAAAAGUUUACUGGUGAAUGUAGAUAAAAGAAUCACACUCUCCGCUUUCAAACAGCAGCUGGAGCCUUUUGUGGGGGUCCUGUCCUCUCAGUUUAAAGUCUUCAGGGUUUAUGCCAGCAAUCAGGAGUUUGAAAGUGUCCGUCUGAACGAAACGCUCUCUUCCUUUUCCGAUGACAACAAGAUCACCAUUCGGCUGGGUCGGGCGCUGAAGAAAGGGGAGUACCGUGUGAAAGUAUUCCAGCUUUUAUUAAAUGAGCCCGAGCCGUGCAAGUUCCUGCUUGACGCUGUGUUUGCUAAAGGGAUGAGCGUACGGCAGUCUAAAGAAGAGUUGAUUCCACAGCUCAGGGAGCAGUGCGGGCUGGAGCUCUCCAUAGACAGAUUCCGAUUACGCAAAAAAACCUGGAAGAACCCCGGCACGGUGUUCCUGGACUACCACGUGUAUGAGAAUGAGAUUAGCAUUUCAAGCAACUGGGAAGUCUUCCUGGAAGUGCUGGAAGGCAAUGAGAAGAUGAAGUCUAUGUCCCAGCUCUCCCUGCUCACUAAGAGAUGGCGACCGUCACAGCUUACGUUGGAUCCCUUCCAGGAGAUUGUGCUGGAGACCAACAGUGUGGAUGAGCUGCGGGAGAAGAUCUGUGAAAUCAGUGGACUUCCGAUGGAAAAUCUAGAAUUUGCAAAAGGGCGGGGGGCUUUUCCCUGUGACAUCUCUGUUCUGGAGAUUCAUCAAGAUUUAGACUGGAACCCCAAGGUAUCAACACUGAAUGGCUGGCCUCUGUACAUCUCGGAUGACGGCGCUGUGAUAUUUUACAGGGAUGAUGGUGAAGAAUUGGUCGAAUUAACCGAUGAGCAGAGGAAUGAACUGAUGAAAAAGGAAAGCAGCCGGCUGCAGAAAACUGGACACCGCGUCACUUGCUCUCCCCGCAAAGAGAAGGCACUAAAAAUUUACCUAGACAGAGCUUCAAAUAAGGCCCCCUCACAAGACUGACAUACGGCGUAGCGGCCAUCUUGGAUAGCCGCCUUUCCACAGACACGUUCACUCCCGCGGAGUGGCGCGCCUCGGCUGGGGACAGUCGUUGAGUGUGAAGCUACGACACCAGCACUGAUUGGUGGACUGUUCAGCCAAUCAGCAGCCUAGUACCCUACGGGGGUCACUGUUUGUGACUUGUAAUCAUGUUCUGCACUAUGGUCGAUUUAAACUGUAAAGCUGAAAGGGACGUGCAAAUAAGAAUAAAAUAUAUAUAUAUAUAUUAAAUAAAAUCAAGCCAGGGGCGCGGUGGAAAAAUGGGCAUCACCUUGCUCAGGUUAGAUGGGUGUGGCUAGAGCCCUGGUUGGCUUCAGGCUCCUCAGAAGGUCUGGGAGGGUCUUUUUAUUUUGCUGAUACACGCAUUACCUCAUUGAAUGAUGGAGAGUGAAGCACAGCUUGCAGGAGAGAGGCCGAGACGCUUAGACCUAACUGCGACACAAUCUCUCUAGCCCGAAGACUGCUUUAUAAACAUUGACUUCGUCUCUCGCCUGCAGGUGGGGUGAGACGGGCUCCAGGCGCAGCUGAGGGGGGUCACGCGUUGACCGACGAGGUUUUGAAACCGGGGCUGGUCGAUAGCAAUAGAGCAAGUUUUGCGGUGUUUCAUCUCCUGUGGAUCUGUAAGUCCAGGCGUGCCCCUGCCAGCCUCUCUAAUGCUGGGACUUGUAGUUCCACAGGAAGCGGAAAGCCCAGGUUGCCAACUGAGCAAUCAUCUGCUGUGUUUCGUUGAGUGUAAAUAAGUCCCCCUUUCCUAUACAAAAAGUACAAAAUCCCCCCCAGCUAUGCUGUUCCUAGGUGACUGCAUAUCAACACUGUGUCCCCUGGGAGGUUUAGCUGCCUAUUUAAGUUCCUCCUCACUGCUGUUUGAGUAUCCUGGUACUAUAGACUUCUUCUAUAUUUGUUUUUAGUUUUUCUUCUUUCUUUUUUCUUUCUUUUUUUAUAUUUUUUGGGAUACUGUUUUUAGUGUUCAACACCUUUUUUUUUUUUUUUUUUUUUCCUUUUUGUUCUCUCCGCUUUUUAUUUAAGUUGUCCUGAGUUAGUGGUUUUGCGUUCAGUAAUCACCAUUUCAUCCGCAUAGAAACACACAAGUGUGUAACAGCUCCGCAUUACUUUUGAAAUUUCCAUCUAAUUUAUAACAGAUCGAUAUAAGGUUUUGAUAAACUUUUUUUUUCCAUGCCGACCGCUGUUUACAACAAUGAACAUGCCAAUAAAUAAAAGGUGUUAAAAUAUG